AUGGCAACCGCAACCUGGGCCUGUGCUCUGCCGAGCUCUCCAGGCCAGAAAGAUCAUUGCCGUCGACAGAGCAGAGCCGACACGGGUUUGCUUGAGAUCGACGCAGUGCAUCCGCAAAGCAGGCGCACGGAGCUUCAUGAUCGCCAUGAGGCCACAUGCGAAGGCCUGCAAAAUACUGCGAGGACUUCCCAGCAAUGCCCUUCCGACAAGGGUCACCGCAUUGGCACCCUCCUGAAAGGCUUACACAGGCUCUUGCAGCGCUUGAGCCACCAGGUGCGUCGCACCGUGUUGGAAACGCGAUUCACAGAAGCUCAACGCUAUGACUUCGAACGCUGGAUGCUGUCUCGCUCCGUUGUCUCGUGCAGAUCGCCUCUUCCGAGGACGCAAUUGUGUAAGCAGGAAGUGCAGAAGGACAGAAAGCAGCAUCGGAAGCCGUCCAAAGGCUCCAAGAAGGCUUCACUUGCGGCUUUGUGCAGACUGAAGAACGGUCUUCCGCAUCAGCCGGGACUGGUCGUCCACUCUCGUCAAGGUAGAGAGGAGCGAUACUACUCCGUGGUGCUGACUGUCGGACGCAUCCGCCUCCUGACCCGAGAGCAUCGUGAUCUUCAGGUAGUGAAAGCAUUUCAUGCAGCUUUGGUUGCCUUCAAGACACGCAUGGAGGGUGUUGCACAGGCUUCUUUCGAAGAGAGGUUUCGACAAGAAUUGAGAUUUUCUCUGGAUGAGCACAAGCUGAACCCCCGCGCCAUGGGUCUGCGCUUUUGCGUUUGCUUGGCUCCUCUUUGGGCCAGGCCGUUGGUGACUCCGCCAUUCCGGGCUGAGGGUGAGGCACUGGAGGCCGGCCUUCUCGCCUGGAGGCGCCUGGGAGAGGCCCGUGGCUGGGUGCCCCGCCGGGGCUCCGUCCUCCAGGUGCUCAGCCCGGAAGACAUUGCAGCUUCUUGGUCCCGCGUUCGUCGAGUAUAUCUCGAGGUCUUGGAGGCAGACGGCCAGAGCCUUCGCCGGGAGAGCGCCAAGCGGUUGAAGGCCGAGACUGCCAUUUUCCGCCUCAGCGAGCUGGAAGCAGCUCAAGCAGGCCUCCAAGAAAAGAGGCUGGAGCGGUGGAACCAGCAACAGAUGGCUAAGGAGGAGGCCUCGCAGCGCCGCCAUGCUAGCCUCUCAAAGCUACCUCGCACAUCUGCUGAGGACAGCGAGGCCGGCCGCCGUGGGCGAAACGGACGAAUCCUGGAGGAUGUGGACAAACUCCUGUACAAGUGGAUCAGAUGGUCCAGGUCACCAAUGCGCAAUUCGAGAAUCCUAGCUUUGGAAACCCGCGGGCGCAACGGACGACCAAUCAACGCGAGCAUAUGA
Molecule: messenger RNA, 1344 nt
Organism: Symbiodinium sp. CCMP2456
Lineage: Eukaryota; Dinophyceae; Suessiales; Symbiodiniaceae
Source: the annotation of a GenBank genome assembly